AUGGACAAAGAGAAAGACCGAUUUGGCGAGGAAGACUUUAGAAAAGAGGAAUCUGCUGGACCAGGCCUUGAGGUCCUCGACAACGAAAUGGGCAACGAUGACUGGCUCGUUGCUUUCGCGCCCAUUACGCUCAUCUCAACCGGGGGGUUCCUGGCAACUAAUUUCUUUCGAAAUCGAGAAAGCACGGGCGACCUCGACUAUCUCCUCGAGCCCCAAUGGGCGCACGACAACGACGUCAAGAAACCGCUGCAGGAUGCCAUGACCCGGGCAGCACGGCACCUCGGAUUCAUCGACGGGUGGGCGAACGACGAGAUGGCCUUUUUUGUACCAGAUCAAUUUAGGCAAGUGCUGUUCGAGAAGGCCGAAAAGCAAAAUAUUGUGUUGUGGGGGGGCACGAAUCUACGGGUUCUGGCGGUGCCGCUGGAAUGGGCCCUGGAGCGAAAGUUGCGGCGAAUCCAUAAUAGUAAGAAGCAUGCGAAGCGAGGAUCGGAUAUUGGCGAUGUACUGGCAAUUCUGAAGCAUGUACGGACGCAGAAUAAUGGCCCCCUAAACAAGGAGUAUAUCCGGACGCUGAAUAUCUGCUCCUUUGAGAUGCUCCCUGACCAGGCGACCAUGAAUGACAUUGCUGCUUUGUAUCGGGACAAAUUCAACGAAGAGGUUUUCGAUUAA
Penicillium macrosclerotiorum is the source of this 669-nucleotide messenger RNA. RefSeq lists its product as uncharacterized. The record is from RefSeq and is a predicted model, not a curated record. Lineage: Eukaryota; Fungi; Ascomycota; Eurotiomycetes; Eurotiales; Aspergillaceae. Bases 1 to 669 code for a protein of 222 amino acids. The transcript has 2 exons.